Messenger RNA from Colletotrichum spaethianum, 3432 nucleotides. RefSeq names its product protein red1. NCBI's taxonomy places the organism in Eukaryota, Fungi, Ascomycota, Sordariomycetes, Glomerellales, Glomerellaceae. The record is from RefSeq and is a predicted model, not a curated record. Bases 1 to 3432 code for a protein of 1143 amino acids. Gene Ontology annotation, molecular function: metal ion binding. The transcript is spliced from 5 exons.
AUGAACAAUUACUACCCAUACGGGUACUCGCCGUACCCGGGGCAAGCACCUGCGCAGCAGCAGCCCUACUUCCCAACCAUGCCGCCCUUUCCUCCCCCAGCGGCAGCCUAUGCUCCGCACACAAACACCUUUGACACCCGUCCUCAAGCACCAGAGUCAUACGAUCAGAGCCAAAUAAUGAUCCCCGGCCUUGGCUAUAGCCAUUCUCAAGGCUUCGGUUGGCCUCAGCCGCAGCCACCACAGCAGCAACAGCAACAACAGGCGGCGCCUCAGGUUCCUUACCAGCAAUCGUGGCAGCCUCCGCGCGAGGGACCCAACCUCAUUCCAGCAGCGCAGUAUUACCAGUCGGGCGAUACGCCCAAGUCUCAGGCACCCAUGGCCUCGGGGGCACUUCCGCCUACUGCGCCUAAGGCCCUUGCUAAAUCGACGAGCGACGAUGCUGAAGAGGGCGAGCUGAGCGACGGCGAACUUGACGAUGUCUACGAACCGCAAGAGAAUUCUCCCGAUACCAGUGCCCGACGUCCUGGUGGGAGCUUCCGGGCUGCUGCGAAUGUGACCAGCCAGAAUGGAAACAACAGUGCUGGAUACACAACCGCCGAUUGGCACGGCGGUGUAAAGAGUGGAGGGAUGAGGACUCACGCAGCUGUGAAUAUUGAUGGUAUGUACCUCAUGGGACGAAUACCACUUCAGAUCGACGCUGACCCAAAGGCAGAACGAGAGCGGUCCGGAUCCUACUCCCCCCAUCUGUCUCCUCACGAAGUCCAUCCGCACAUCGACGCGAACAACCAACACAGCAACUCUCCUCCGGCGCACGCAUUCAGUGGCCAAGCUCCUCAGUCUUCCACGGCCAUCGCCGGUCAGCAGUUGGGCAAGAAGGCCAUGGAGGACGCUCGACAAAGAGCCCAGUCAGCUAUUCUCAACUUGUGGCCCCUAGGUGUCCGCCACCAGGAUUAUAUCGACGAGGGUAUCGAUAAGGAUAUUGUCAAGGACCUCCUCACCGAGCUGAAACUAGAUCCUGGCACCUCAGGCCAGUCCACCAUUCCAGGUCUUCCGGCCACUACGCAUUCACCAGGUCUCUCCCAGUCGUAUGGCCAGUCCAGCUCGCAGCCCGUCAGUGCGCCUACGUCAGCAGCAAUCUCGAAACCUACGGAUCAGGCGCCGUCCACGGCGGCUAGGUCAGCUGGAGAAGAGAGGAAGGAUCGGAUCGCACGUCUAUUGGCAGCAAAGAGCGCAAAGUCCGCAUCUUCGACGACCAACAGCGGUGCGCAGGCUGUGGGUGCGAGCGACAAGACAGCUGUUCAACAACAGAAGCAAGAUGCCCUUCAAAAGUCACGCGAUGCUAGAGCCCAGAAAGCAGCGGAGCGCAAGGGAUCUUUUCAGGCCUCUCAGUCAAAGGAGGCAUCCCCAGCAUCACCGACCCGAAGACCCUCAUCGGCAACCGCUGCUACCCCGAUUGGCCCAUCCGCGACCCAACAAGCCCGGAAUGGUUUCUCCCAGCAAUCGGCUCCUCAAGCUGCUCCUGCAUCGACUAUUCCUGGUCUCUUCAUGUCCACUCCACAAUCUGCCGCUAUCAAUAACCAGCGGAAACGACCGGUUGCGGCUGACUUCGUGUCCAACUUGCAGGCCAACAAGCGCCCGUUCGGCCUCACACAACAAGACAAGCCCUUUGUCAUCGAUGUUAGCGACGCUUCUGACGACGAGGAUGUUGAGAUGGAAAUAGGGUCUCCGACUGACGAGCCAGCGAACAUACACCGUACCGACACGCCGUCUCGGAAGACGGCCUCUUUCCGUGACUUCCCCCCGCUUACAGAAGGCCUUCCCCAGCGCCAGCUCUCCAGCCCAGCCCCGAGCCAUGUCGCUACGCCUCAGUCUGGUGUCAUGGGUACUCAACCAAAGCAAGCGCAUAUUGACGUCAUGGACAAACAGAUUGAGGCCAUGAAGCGAAAGAUCGCUCUGGCCGAAGCCCGCGCCAGAUUAAAGGCUGCUAUGAACAGUCAGUCAGGUGGUCUGAAGUCUAAUGGACAAACACCAGACACCGCUCUUGAUUCGGAGACUGGCAAGCCAGGCAUGCGGCGAGUUCAAUCCAUGGGUGCAUCCAGUGCAUCUGAUCAACCCAACGGUCAGACGUCACCUGUGGUCGCCGAAGCCAGCAGUUCCAUGCGUUUGCCCAAGCCGUCAGACAAGCGUAUCGAGGGUGACUCAAGCCGCGCCCAAAAGCUCCGCGCGGUCAGCACCAACCUGCCACUUGUCGAGAAUCGACUGCAAGCGAAGAAGAGCAAGCUUCGUCUUCUUCAAUCCCAGAUGUCUCGUCUAGAAAAGGAGAUUGAAGAAGAGAUGGCGGAGAAACAGAAGUUGACAGAGGAAAUGGAACAGCUCGACCAGGACUCCGAUGAGUCGGGAGGUCCCCAAAAUCAGCUUAAGAGCAACUCUGUCGAUCCGGUUGUCACUCAGACGUCGACAGGCUCCCACUCCAAGGUGCAAAGCCCGUUGCCUGCCGCCGCCAUCGCCCUUGCGGAUCAGAGUGCCGGCAUGCCUACUUCGGCUUUCAACACCCCAGUCGUUCGCCCCGCCCAUUCCCCUUCAACGGAACAUGACAAGACAGCUUCUAUCCUCCACGAGAAGUCGCGGCCACUGAUUCCUGCCAACCACGAGGUGUUGGGUGAUGACGAAGAGUCGCGACCUGCUACAAGUGAUAAUGCUUCUGAUGUUGUCAUGGGCGAGUCUGAUGAUUCGAGUUCUGAGCAAGACCGAGAGCAAUCUCCAGAUGUCUACGAGCCCCCUGAGAAUACCACUGCCACCAUGGCCACAAAGUCUCCAUCCAUUAGCCCAGUCGCGGGGGAUAGCACUGUCUCGCUGGUCAAUAGUGAAACUGACUUGCAGCAAACAAGUUCUAGAGCCUCACCAAUUCCAGAGCAGAUCUCUCUAGGAGUCAACGAGUCAACUCCCGAGCGGGGAGGCGGUGCCGUCCCUCCCGUUGCGCAGAGCACUGUUGAGUCUUCGACUGGCGACCGCUUCACCCCUUACGAGAGUCCGCUUCAGUAUUUCCGUGCUUACCGAUUUCAUCCCAAAUUUGCUGAAACCGUCCCUGGCGGGCUUCGGUCCCUCACCUACAGCAACAGGAUCGAUCCGAACCUCCCCAUCUGCCCAGAUCAGCUGGCCAGGCGCGACUGUCCGAGGGGUGCUGACUGCAUUUACCAGCAUUUCGAGUCCAUGAAGCUGCCGGACGACCAAAUCCUCCUCCAGCUUGGCGGUACUACACUCGAAGGGCCUGAAAAGGCAAAGUUUAACGAGGGGUUGCGGAAGCUGCUCCAAGAAAUGAGAUCGCAGAACAUCAAGGACUUCCCCAGCAUUGCACAGGGCAUUGUCGACUAUCGCAAUCGCUUCACCGGCGAUCCGUCAAAGAUCCUGCCACUUGGCAACGUAUCGAUCUAG